Messenger RNA from Amphibalanus amphitrite, 1421 nucleotides. RefSeq lists its product as uncharacterized. The transcript has 8 exons. Bases 95 to 1369 code for a protein of 424 amino acids. NCBI's taxonomy places the organism in Eukaryota, Metazoa, Arthropoda, Thecostraca, Balanomorpha, Balanidae. The record is from RefSeq and is a predicted model, not a curated record.
GGCCGUCGGACCCGGCCCGGCAGACGGACAGUCGGCCGGCCGGCGGGCGACUGUACGGGAGGGCGCCGACGGCACGACGACGGCCGGAGGAACCAUGAACAAGUCCGCGCUGCCCGGAUUCGGCGUCGAGAUCAAGGAGGUCCAGUAUGAGAGUUUCCUCGACUGGUUGGUGGCGUUCCGCUCCAUCGACGAGGCGUGGGCCGCCCAGCCCACCUUCCUGCUUUCCGAGUACGCCUACUAUGUGAUCGCCGUGCUCACACUCUGUCAUGCGUUUUACCUCGGCGGCCGGUGGCCCUACAUGUGGCUCGGCUCUCUCAUCCACGGCCUGGUCAUCGAGAACAUUUCGAUGAACAUCCCCGACAUCGAGAACUACUGGCAGUCACAGACCACCAUCGUCUUCCUCGGCAGGAAGAUGCCGCUUCACAUCAUGCUCAUUUAUCCUGUGAUGGAAUACCCCGCCCACUACUGCGUCGCCCACCUCCGACUGCCGCGGUACGCACAGGCGCUAAUGGCCGGCCUGCUGGAGGUGCUGAUCGAUCUGCCGUACGACAUCAUGUGCGUCCGCUUCCUGCACUGGACGUGGCACGACACGGACCCCAACAUCUUCGACCGGCACUACUGGGUGCCCUGGAACUCGUACUACUUCCACCUCUCCUUCGGCGUCUCCUUCUACUUCUUCCUGCAGCUGUGGCGACGCGUGCUCACUGGCGACGACUCGCACGGUCACCACGGCGGGGUGGGUCGUGAGCUGCUCUGCGCGCUGCUGGCCGGUAUCUGCGGUAUGCCGGGCGGCGUGCUCCAAUUCCUGCCACUCUACCAUCCGCUGCACGACAUAUUCGGCGUCCACUCGGAGAACACGCUGCUGAUGAUCGCUGCGCUGUACACGCUGUUGGUAUGGAGCGCCGACCGACGGGCGGAGGACGGCUCCCGGCCGCGGUUAGGCCAGAGGAACCGCCCGUACCUGGUGAUGUUCUGUCUGCUGCUCCACUACGCCGUCUACUGGAGUAUGGCCGUCUUCUUCAACCCGGAGGACGAGAUCUCCAUCGGCCUGCACGAGAAGGUCGGCCCCUGCGACGUCUAUCAGGACGUCCACACCGCCUUCGGCAUGACGCUGAAGAAACGAAAAUACCUCUGCGCCACCGAUUACGACGAGGGCUACUUCGACUUCCGGUGUCUGCCGGGCGGCCGGGUACCGGCUCACGGUGCGCGCUGGUACACUAUCUGCGGUGUGCCGUUCGCCAACCGCGCCGAGUAUGUCUCCAUGAUCACGGCCAUCACGGUGUUCGCGCUGGGCGUGUUCUAUCAGUGUCUGUUCCGCUCCGGGCCGCAGGUCCAGCCGGCGCGCCAACAAAAGAUGAAACGGUUCUAGGAGAGCGAUGUGAGGGCUCGGUUCGGUCAAUAAUACAUGCUACAUCUGUCGA